Molecule: messenger RNA, 2576 nt
Organism: Arachis duranensis
Lineage: Eukaryota; Viridiplantae; Streptophyta; Magnoliopsida; Fabales; Fabaceae
Product: tRNA(His) guanylyltransferase 1
Exons: 3
Coding region: 285-1853 (522 amino acids)
Biological process (GO): tRNA modification
Molecular function (GO): tRNA guanylyltransferase activity; magnesium ion binding
Source: RefSeq, a predicted model, not a curated record
UGGCUUGUGUGCAUGUUGUGGAGAAAGGACAGCGCCAGUCCCCCCCUGAGAACUGAGAGUUUAGGCUCUGUCGGUGAAACCCUAAACCCCAGCCGCCGCAGGCAGCCGCCGUUCGUUGGUGGUGGUUGGUUUUCGGGUUCAGUUAGUCGUCGGUCGCUCCUCCUUCUCCUUCGUCGUAGGUAUCCCUCUGCUCUGCCGUGCUCGCCGAAGAUUCUGGUAGUGUAGUUUGUACAGGAAAAAUAUUCUUCGUAGCAUGAUCUGAUUAAUAUUUUUGAAACAACAUAAUGGCAAACAGCAAGUAUGAGUAUGUCAAGAAUUUUGAACUGGAGGAUGAGGUUAUGUUUCCCAACUUCAUUCUUGUUCGAAUCAAUGGCCGUAACUUCACCAACUUUUCUCAACUCCACCAGCUUCACAAGCCUUAUGAUGAAAAUGCCUUGAACUUGAUGAACUCUUGUGCUGUUUCCCUGCUUGAAGAGUAUGCAGAUAUUGUACUUGCUUAUGGGUUCAGUGAUGAGUACACUUUUGUUUUCAAGAAGACCUCCAAGUUUUAUGAUAGACGAGCCAGCAAAGUGCUAUCCAUCAUCACUUCUUUUUUCUCAUCUGUAUUUGUGACAAAAUGGAGUGACUUCUUCCCACAAAAGGAACUGCAGUAUUCUCCUUCCUUCCAUGGGCAUGUUACGAGUUGUGCUUCGGUAGAUGUCCUCCAAGCAUAUCUAUUGUGGAGGCAAAAUAUCUGUCAUGCAAAUAAUCAAUACGAUCAAUGCUUUUGGCGUCUUGUCAAACGUGGCAUGGAUUUUAGGGAAGCACAUGAUUUACUCAAGGGUGCUGAGAAAUGUAACCUAAACAAUCUUCUAUUUGAUGAGUUCAAUGUCAACUACAAUACACUGGAGCCCAUAUUCCGACAAGGGUCAUGUGUCUUAAAGGCUGUGGUUGAUGAUAUUGUGAAGUACGCAGAUAAUGGGGUUCCCAUUAAAAGACAAAGGAGAAAGAUUAUUACAGUGCAUUCAAAGAAGAUAGCAGGUAGAAAAUUUUGGAAUGAUCAAACUGUUCUUUUGAAAGAGCUUGGUUGUUUUGUGGAGGAUGUUGACAAUGUGAAACCAGAGUAUGUGAAGUCCUUUGAGUUUGAUAGCAAGUUGAUGCCGUUGACAUGGAUUGUAAUUAGAAUAGAUGGUUGCCACUUCCACAGAUUUUCUGAGCUACAUGAAUUUGUGAAGCCAAAUGAUGAGAGAGCCCUUAAUUUGAUGAAUUCUUGUGCUAUGACUGUGUUAGAAGAGUUUCCUCACGAUAUAGUCUUUGCCUAUGGGGUUAGCGAUGAGUAUAGCUUUAUUCUUAAGAAAACCACUGAACUUUUUCAAAGAAGAGCUAGUAAAAUCGUCUCUACUAUUCUGUCAUUCUUCACGUCCACUUAUGUGAUGAGAUGGAAAGAUUUCUUCUCGCAGAGUGAGUUGAAGUACCCUCCUUCCUUUGAUGGACGAGCAGUGUGUUAUCCAUCUACAGAGAUUCUAAAAGACUAUCUUUCAUGGAGACAAGUGGAUUGCCACAUCAACAAUCAGUACAACUCAUGUUUCUGGAAGCUUGUUGCAUCCGGGAAACAGAAAAGGGAAGCCCAGCAAAACUUGAAGGGUGCUCAGUUGCAAAAGAAAAUUGAGGAACUAGCUAUUGAUUACAAUAAUUUACCAGCCAUGUUCCGACAAGGAUCCUCAGUUUUUUGGGACAAGAUGGACAAUGCUCUCACUCAUCAGCAGAAUGGAAAGUCUUCGGAAAGUUGUGGAAGGGUCAUUGUAGAACAUUGCAAUAUCAUUGGAUCAGGAUUUUGGUUGGAACACCCAAGCAUACUUGAAGAGAAGCAAUAGGGUUUUCUAUCUGCAUUUGAUUCAGAUGCAUGGCUUGGAUCAUUUUAUUUUGGUGAUUGCCAAGGGACUUCUGGUUUCUUGCUUUCUUCAAAUCUGGAAUUCACUUCCCAUCCUUCAAGAUAUAGCUGGUUGAGGUCCUACCUUGAACUCACAGUGCUCUGUGUCUUGUGCAAAUAUGGUAUCAUCUCAAUGUCACCUGAGACACUUUCGAGAUUCAACAGAAGCAGCAGUUGCGCUAACAGUCUCAUUGUUUUGAUGAAGUUCCCUGGAAAAUCAUGAAGAUGCAAAGGGACAGGGACAGCGGUAGAUCGAAUAAGAGGCUAGCGCAUGCAAAAACCAUGGAGGGAAUUUUGGGCAGUGGACCAAAGUUUUGAUGAUGAGGGGAAGAUAUUGGUGUAGAAAAUGGUAUGUUCUCUGUUUUUCGGGCGUGAGAUGAUUAUUGACUUAUUUAAAUAUUAAUUUAGAAUUUUUCUAUCUGAUGUUAGUAUCACACUAAUUUAUGUAAGGUUGCACUAAUAUCACAUCGUACAAUUAUGAAAUUUAUUAUAUCCGUAUAGAUAUAGCCAUAUAGGUAACUAUGUUUAUUUGUGUCUUAUGAGUUAUGAUAUAAAACUAGGUUGUCUUUGUGUCUUGUGAUUCUAAACUAUGUUGUAUUUUAAUUUUAUUACUGCAAUAUAUUUAUUUAUCACGAAUUUCUUUUCAUGCGGGCUUUGGGUCCCUGAA